This is a messenger RNA of Aspergillus tubingensis, 576 nucleotides long. RefSeq names its product isochorismatase hydrolase. The coding region runs from base 1 to 576 and encodes 191 amino acids. The record is from RefSeq and is a predicted model, not a curated record. NCBI's taxonomy places the organism in Eukaryota, Fungi, Ascomycota, Eurotiomycetes, Eurotiales, Aspergillaceae. The transcript has 2 exons.
AUGCCUCGAACUGCUAUCUUCGUUAUCGACAUUCAGAACCAUAUCGCCGUUGAUCCUACCUCUCGCGUCCCCCAGGCGGAUCGCGUCAUUAGAGCCUCUGAAGAGAUCUUACAGACGGCUCGUUCCAUCAAAGACUCCAAUGAAAAGAGCAACAGUCCACUUAUUGUUUUCAUUCAGCACGAAGAGUCCGCAAAUGACGGAGCCCUAGUAAAGGGGACUGGGCCCUGGGGGCUCGUCUUUAACCCCCGCGCGGAUGUAGAGGGCGAAAUUUUGGUUGCAAAGAAGACAGGGGACACAUUCAAAUCCAACCGCGACCUUGCGCAGAGGCUGCGCGACGCCAACGUCACCGAAAUCGUCGCGUUCGGUCUGCAGAGCGAUAAAUGCGUUGAAGCAACAUGUACCGGAGCACUGGCAGCUGGCUUCCACGUAACUGUGUUGGCUGGCGCACAUUCUACCUACGAUGCUGAUGGAAAGACCGCCCAGGAGAUCGAGCGUGAAGUUGAACUUCGCCUCUCGACACGUGGCGCUCGCGUUAUCCGGUGGGAGAAAUGGGUGGAAAAGCAACAGGUUGCCUGA